Messenger RNA from Tigriopus californicus, 2753 nucleotides. RefSeq lists its product as uncharacterized. NCBI's taxonomy places the organism in Eukaryota, Metazoa, Arthropoda, Copepoda, Harpacticoida, Harpacticidae. The record is from RefSeq and is a predicted model, not a curated record.
UGCUCUCAGAACAGAUGUCUCUCAUCUUCUCGACGACAACGACGACAAUUGAUAUUCCUCCUAAAACUUCUGCGCCAGCUACGGCUACUUAAAAAAGUACUACUGUUACUACUUCUACUGCUUCUACUACAGUAACAACGACAACGACCUUCAUUGUGAUUGUAGUGGGCCUGUUUUCAAGAGAAGACACCUCAAAAUGGAUCAAGUGGUCAGUAGAUAUUUUUGUGGUUGUGCCUUAUUGUGCUGAUCUAUUCAGGCUCUGUCGAACUAAAACACAGAAACAAAGCAGAACUUAGUUAAGACGUGAACUCGCUGUAAUUGUAUUGUUGAUGGUGUUUGUCCUUGAACACUGCACGCAAUGGUCAACAACGACAAAAGUUCCUCCGAUUCCUGACUUUCUAAGAGUCUGAGUCUCAGGCCAUGGCUUUGUUCAUAGAUUCAUGUUCGAUUGUAUUAGAGUAAAAAAACAACACUGUCAAAAAAUGGUCAAUGUUCCAUCGUUUUGUGUCAAAAUAGUGGUUGGGUACCUCAUUGGGUAAUAACCAGAGUCAUAUUUCUCGGCUGAAUUGAAUGCUCCUCAGCCUCGAACUGUCGGAAUCGAUCAAAGUCAACAGCUGAUCCCCUCCAACUUUCACCGCCAUGGCCAAACGCGGGGCCGACGACUCGACCACUCGAUUGAGACCCAAUAACGACGAGUCCCACACACGAUCCAGCAGCCCUAACAACUCCUUUCAUUCGCAUCCGAACUUUGGUGCAUCUAUAUCAGCCGCUUACAAGGCCACGACACCCACCAGCGGUUUGGCACCCCCUUCGUUGCCACCCUCGAGCCGUAAAUGCUCGGUGUCAUCGGUGAAUACCGGAACUAAUGGCCCGACAGGAUCUCGACCUCAGUCUCGCGAACGCUUGGCGGACAUGCGUAUGACUUUUGGGGGGAGCAAACAGAAUAUUCAACGAGAUUCCUCCUCUGAGCGAUGCUCCAGUCUUGACCAACAAAGUGCCCAACGAAGUCGUACUCAGAGUCCUUUACAUCAACAACAUCUCCAAUCGUCGACGAAUCCAGGGCGUUCCUCUAACGGGAGUUCGCCAGGUGGCGACAGUCCAAACACUGAGCCGAGAAAGUCGAAGAGGUUAUUGAAUCAGUGGAGGCAAGCCGCGUCAAUGUCCAAGUUUGGCAAUCGGACUCGGAAUCUUUUAGGCAAAUGGAAAUCGCAUUCUCAGUCCGUUGAUAUUGUUGGAAGUGCAGGAGUGCUCGAAGAGGGCAUCAUGAUUGGCAUGGGAUCCGAUCCCAGUGGCAUCAGUGGCUCAUCGAUGUCGAGGGGAAGCAAGGACGACAACAAUCUACCCACCAAAAAGACCCAAUGGAGUGAACACGUUUGGACUGCCUGGGUUCAUCGAGGGUUUUCCGAUGACGUAACCGAAGUGAAGAAACUCCUACCCGGAGGCGAUCUCCUUACCGACUUCCAAAAGGACAAAUUCCGAUAUUUUUUCUUCCACGUGCUCGACCUCAACUCCGACAACGUGAUUUCCGCCGAGGACUUUGAAAAACUCAACGAGCGGAUUCGCCAUUACAUGGAUUGGUCAGUGAAUAGUAUUCAAUAUUUGGCCAUGAAAGAGGUGCAUUCCACUUUCUUGGAGUGCUUUCUCAAGACGGCUGCCAACUUUUCCAAGCAAGAUGAUGGUAAAGAAGACUUGCGAAAUCCAGAGCUACUCUUUGAGCACUGGAAAUUAGGCUUUCCUAUUGGUUUGAGUACCCCAGAGGACUUUAGAUUUGAUUAUUGGGAUCCGUUCAAGAAACUGGACUCGCUAUACGACAGGAUGGACCACGUGACAAUCACAGAUGUGCUCAAUGACGAGCCGGAAGUGGAGCAGAAAACGUGCGUGACUAUCGACGAAUGGAUCGACGUUUGGGGCACCCUGGUGGGCACCGCCAAAAAGCUGGACGAUUUCCCCAUGUGGGUCCAGUACUAUCCCAAAAUACUCUUCGAUAUUAUAAACAGAUCAGGAACGGGUGUGAUUACCAAAAGCCAAUUGAAGUAUUUCUACACCGCUUUUCUAGACGUGGGUAAAUUAGGAGAGCAUCGCCUCGAAGAGAUUACAAACAAUGCAUUUUCAGCCCUGACAUCGGGUGGAGAUAUCCGUCUCACUUAUCAUAUCUUCAAGUUGUCAUUCUUGAAUUUUUUGUUGGGGAAGCAACCCAAUGGUCCAGGUCAAUUCAUUUUUGGAACCGUCACACCUCGAACAGCAACAUGCAUGUUCCCAGUGGAUUAUUCAGCCAUGAAUGCUACCGAUGAAGAUAUUGAACCAUUUAGGCAUGAAAAAUUGGAGGAGAAAGGCAGUCGUCGCUCAGUUUUGGUGUGAGAAAGCAAUCUCAUCACACUUUCAACGCCAAAAUAGAUGUGUCCAAGAAUCUCUUUUACCCUUCAAAUUGCCCAAAGACGAGAUAGCAGAAUCGCUGAAGGAUCAACGGUUGGUGCGAAAAAAAAGCCGCUUGAAAAGCCAUGACCAUUUCAGCUUAAUUCUAAGCCCCGGAUGUUUGAGGCUCAGCUCUCCAAAUCAAAACCCCUGAAGUGCAUCCGUAUUAUAUUCUAAAUUCUCAGAUGUUGGCACGCCCUCCAUGACCACAUUAUUCACCCGACCUCUGCCCGUUCAACUUGGGGCGCACUCCGGGCUCCAUUAACAUCUAUUUUAACGCCUUGUCGCUAAGGCCCAAACUCACCCCUCCAUGACAUCGACAAAUAAAAGUUUUCACCCUC